Messenger RNA from Gasterosteus aculeatus aculeatus (three-spined stickleback), 2336 nucleotides. RefSeq names its product putative G-protein coupled receptor 160. The record is from RefSeq and is a predicted model, not a curated record. Lineage: Eukaryota; Metazoa; Chordata; Actinopteri; Perciformes; Gasterosteidae. Gene Ontology annotation, cellular component: plasma membrane; signaling receptor complex.
GGAGGAGGAGGAGGAGGAGACGGGUCCAGGUCGCUACAUACCAACUGAAAUCGGCUUGUGUCGUUGAAAAAAAAGGAACCUUCCACCGACAACUUUUUGCACUCGGCGCUACUGCAAUGCUCUUGCAAAAAUUUUUAGUGGCACUAUAUGUAUCUAAAAAAAAAAUACAUUUUUUGUCAAUUAUUCCAAGCUACUUUUGUGAAGCUUACUGAAAGGGUAAAAACAGAUGAAUUUUGAUGAAAUGGGAAAUCGAUAUGCUUUUACCAAUUAAUUGCACACCACGUACAUAAUUUCAGCAAGACACAAAAGGCGUUUCUGCAUUCAUAAGCGGUUGGUGAUGUCACACAUAAUCAAAUUUAAAAGAGUUCACCUGAGAACAGUCACACGCUGAGGAGGAGUCUGGCUGAGCGCACACAGGGAGGUUGACUGGAUCUCAUCUGAAACUCACUGGAUUGGGACGACCCUGAGCACGCAGCUUAUUCCGGAUCUUCUUUGUACCGAAAAACUGCACUGCAAGUUGACCGCGUGUCAGACAACAAGGCAUACCGUCAAAAUGCUGGCCGUUAUAGAGGGAAAUCUUCUGGGCUCUGUUUAUAAUACGACCAACACCAACAAGUAUCUGUUCAUAAUGCUUUUGAAGUUGGUACUGGACACAGCGGUCCUCUGUUUGUGCUCCCGAAGGCUGCAUACCUCCUUUAUAAGUAUGUGCGGUCUGUCCAUCGUCUUGGGUGACUCUGUGAUGGUGAUUUGGGUUUCCAGCUUAUAUUUUCUACCUCCUGAAACGUGCUUGGUGGCCCUUUGUUUCCUCUUGACCAAUGCCUCUGUGAUAUUUGAUGCCCUUACGCUGCCCAUCGUGUGCCUGUGUUUACUGGACUGUUAUUUAGAAGGCACCAACUUCGCCAAACAGAGCACCGUCUCCAAAUUCCUGAGGCACACCGCCUUGACAUUGCUGGUGUGGGUGAUAGCGGUUUUGUCCUCCUUUGGCUCGGUGAAAUCUGGUACGUUGGAACUGAAAUUUGAGGACGGGCUGUCCGCUACAGGAUGCGAGGUACGAGAGAGCACACUGGCUAACUUCUUCAUUUUGGGGUCCUUCUCAAUCAUAACCUUUACGACACUGCCCUUCUGGUCAAUGAUUCCCCGGUGGGUGAGGGAGUCUGUGCGUGAGUUUGCAUCUCAAAAUGCAAAGAACCAGAACAGCGACUCGCAGUUUUCGACUAAAGGCCCGGACACACGCGGCUUCGAGGAGACAGUCUAUCCGCGCCCGCCUCUGUGGUUGAGCACAAUACUGUGCUUAAGUCUGACGUGGAUGCCCUAUAUCACAAUAACUGUGGUCUUCCUAUUGCUCGGCGUUGGACUGCCUGCCUACGCCACUGUUAAUCUUCAGUGGUUGGAGUGCACAAACAGUUUAGUGAUGGGUGUGAUGUUCUGGGCAAACAGCGUACACACAAGGGCCGUACAGCCGCACGCACACUCCGCCACGCAUGACGGAGAGAGUGAUCAACGAUCAACCGGUUCCGAUCUGUCAACAGCAGAAAUGAAAACAGUGAUAUGAAAACAGUGAUGUGCUAAAGUGACGCCCAAGACCGGAGCUGCCAACUGUUCCCCGAAGUGGAAGCGUGACGUGGCGCUUAUUGCACGUCUCCAUUAGCACGUACUGAACUUUUUGAGCAGACAAUUAAACAAACUAAAUGUUGCGGGUGACAAGAGACUGGAAAUAAAAAUUCCAGAAUGCAAUGCAAAUGCAAUUCUUUGAGUUGGGGACAUUUUUUUUUGCUGUAGGCCAUGAUCUUUAGGCUUGUAUAAGUUUAUCAUGAGGGACUUUUAAAAGAAAAUUCUACAUACUUUAGGGGAAAUGCUAUGCUGAAUGAGGAUUUAAAUACAUUCUCUUUUAACUUUUCAUUUUUAACAAUUAGCUAAAUGUAUUCAUUUGCAUUGUUUAACAAAUCCAACUGUAUAGCCCUGGUUAUAUAUUGUCGGGUCAGCUCCCGUCUUAAAGACUACAAGAAGAAACAACUUGUCAUGAAUCAUCAUACGUACAUGAAGCGGUAUCAUUGAGCGACAUCAUUCACUGAAUUGUUUAAUCUGUGCAAGGUGACCAGAUCGUUGUAAAGUAUGUAAAUCAUACAUAGAUGUGAUAAUUCAUUGAAAAACCCUAUUGAAAUAGAUACAAUAUAAAUAAUAAUGCCUUCUAUUUUAUACUGUAAAGUCAAAUUGAACAUGCCACUUUUACUUUACUUGGUUAUUUGUCUUGUUGUCCAUUGUUAUGCAACUACCGCCGUGUUAUCUUCCUUGUAUGUCUAACAUAUUUUGGCAAUAAAUGUUCCGGAUUGCUGAUA